CCAAGUUUUCUUAUUAUGAUAGUAAUUAUUUAUGUCACCGUGUUAUUGCCGUCGAUUCUUCGAAACUGUGUCAACAGUGAUAAACAUUAUUUUAAUUUAAAAAAUAAAAAGAGAGGAUAAAACCCAACCGCUCCGAGCGAUAUUUCAAAGUCUUCGCACGAAUGCAACAAUUCUCUUUCCUUCAAUCCCACUGCAAUGGCGAAAACAGAGAAGCGAGUCCCAGAAAGACUCGGAUCUUCUUCUUAUUUUCUCGGCUGUUUCGGAUUUUCCCCGAAAGUAUACUCCGACAAGCCGAUGGUUACAAAAGAAGACGGUUGUAAGAAGAAGAAGCGAAUUAGUCGGUGGUUUUUAUGUUCGAAGUUCCGCCUGAAGAACGGCGAGAUCAAACCGUCGCCGAUCGAGGAAACAGAGAAACCUACUUGGAGAGUAGAAGAUGAAACUGAUGAUAAGCAGAAACCCCUCUCCGUGAUACGUCGUACAACUGAUCGUAAAAGUAUUCCAGUUGAUGAUAAAGCCAUGAAUCAGGAAACAAAAGAGACAAAACCUAAGGACUUACGAGACUCCACCCCUGACCGAUCAAAACCCAUCGAACCGCUAGGUUCCUUCAAAAAAGACACGUGUCCAGAGCGGAUAUCUAAUUCCACCCGUUACUUGAAAUCAGACUUGAAACCAACUCGAUCAAGAAACGGGUCACGGGUCAAGCCUUUUGACCCGGUAAUUGGGAUUUCGAUAAUUAUAUUGACGUUGAUGAUUAUGUUAGUUUGGGGUCGACUUUGUGCUAUUCUGUGUACAUCCGCUUGGUGUUACGUCCUACCUCGUGUCAGAGACGCAGCCGCGUUGGCUAAACGCAAACGCAACGGUAGCGAUGUAGGGGAUUUGAAUUCACAGUCUUAUAAAAGAAAAGUCGUUUUGGACGGGUUUCUUGGACGGCAAAAUCGCGUUUCGUUGUCAUGAUGAUCCUUUCUUUUUGUUUUGUUUUCUAUAUUAUAAUGGUUUGGUCAUACUUUUUGUUUUCUUUAAAGCAGGGAUAAACAGUGUUUCCGUUUAAUAACGAUGAUCGAUCGAUUGUGAAUGGACACAUUAAGUAUAAUAUAUUGUCUUGUGUUUUUAGAGGUCAAUAUUUAGCAGCCUAUUUUUGUAAUCUAGGAAUUUUCUUGGUUUUACCAAGUUUGGAUUGGUUUGAUUGGGAUAUAUAAUAUUCAGCGAUCAGUGAUGUCA
Arabidopsis lyrata subsp. lyrata is the source of this 1218-nucleotide messenger RNA. RefSeq lists its product as uncharacterized. NCBI's taxonomy places the organism in Eukaryota, Viridiplantae, Streptophyta, Magnoliopsida, Brassicales, Brassicaceae. The transcript has 2 exons. Bases 196 to 954 code for a protein of 252 amino acids. The record is from RefSeq and is a predicted model, not a curated record.